UGUUUGUUUUUUAUUCCGUCCGCUUUAAUUUACGUCGUGAAAAAAGCAAAGAUGGGAUACAAACUUCUCAUCCUGUUGGGUCUACUUCUGGGCGUCUUGUACAGUCUUCAUCUCCUCGUGAAGGAUUACCAGGCACUCACAGCGGGCAAAUUCCUGUGGAAGCUUCUUUUUAAAAGGGAUGUCAGCUCACAAAACUCAUACCAGUAUCACACCGUAAGAUGGAAAAAGAUAUUGGGUUACGACGCCAUACAAUGCGCCCGGUAUUUCUAUUGUGACCUCGGAGCGAAAGCAGACAAUGAGAUCCAAAAAGGUUUCGUCCAAAUGUUAAACUUACGGCCUCUCGAGGAAGAUAAGUCGUCGUUACAAGUUUUUCAACAAGCAUACGAACUUGGAAGGACGUCAGGAGUUGAGAGCUGUCACAAAGAAUAUCCAGUUUGCCCUUUUGAUGGGAAAGCGUUGUAUUAUAUUAUAAGAUAUUUAUUGCAAACUACAAAGUGA
Molecule: messenger RNA, 498 nt
Organism: Achroia grisella
Lineage: Eukaryota; Metazoa; Arthropoda; Insecta; Lepidoptera; Pyralidae
Exons: 4
Coding region: 52-498 (148 amino acids)
Source: RefSeq, a predicted model, not a curated record